CCUGUUUUGUUUGCCACUUCAAAGGUGAAAGGAGAUUGAAAGGAGCGCGAGUUACAGGUGGGGUUUUCGACGCGAACGGCGAUUUUACAUUCUUUGUCUCUCAAACCUAUAUCUUCACUUCAACGCGAGUGAACCACCCUGAAGGAACCAACACAAUUUCUGUCUAGUAUUCAAAAUGGAAUCUCUCGCUCCUAUCCCGUUCACUGACGUGCCUAUCGAGCACAAAAGCGGCUCCUACGUCUGCACACGAUAUGGGCUUUUAUUCGAAGGACAUCGCUGCUUCGGCCAACUUGGUAUCUAUCUCUCAGAGACAGCGCCCAUCUAUGACGAUAUCACUAUUCCAGCUGAUGACGAAAUCAACUUCACAGACGAUACUCCCAGCGUUCAGCCAGCACGCGGUGUGGCCGAAAUGCCCAUUUCGUGGUGGAGAGCGCAGUGCGCUUUCCGGGGUCUUGAUACCGCAGGUGAGACCGAAAAUUUGCAGAAUAGAGUGACGGCAUCCAUGGAGAUUCGAAUGCUUGAUGAGUUGAUCUCACUGGAGAAGGACUUGAUGAAGGAUUACUCUAUUGCUCGUGCAGCACAGCGCAAGAGCAAGGCAGUCCGCUUCGAGGGUAACAAAGCGAGCGGUGGCGAAGGGAGACUAGAAGGAGCAGAAGCGCCCACUGGAAGACGUCCGCGUGGUGGACGGCGAGGUGGUGGUCGCAUUCCUUCACGGAAGCAGCAUAAGAAAUCCAAGCCGGGAUUCCAAGAAAUAAUGAAGAGAUUUGGCACAAAGCCUUUAUAGGGGCUUCAUGGAAAUAUCUCGGAUUUUCGAUAUGGAAAAGG
Molecule: messenger RNA, 825 nt
Organism: Hyaloscypha bicolor E
Lineage: Eukaryota; Fungi; Ascomycota; Leotiomycetes; Helotiales; Hyaloscyphaceae
Exons: 1
Coding region: 176-784 (202 amino acids)
Source: RefSeq, a predicted model, not a curated record